Prunus avium (sweet cherry) is the source of this 803-nucleotide messenger RNA. The record is from RefSeq and is a predicted model, not a curated record. Lineage: Eukaryota; Viridiplantae; Streptophyta; Magnoliopsida; Rosales; Rosaceae.
UUUCUAUUCGCUUCAGGGAAGCGUGGCAAUGAUGAUCUGUUUGACAAGUUGGAUACCAGUAAAUUGAAUGCUCAUCUGAAAGAACUGAUGCCUGGCCUUACAGCCAAAGUUUUCCGUACCUACAAUGCAUCGAUCACAUUGGAUAACAUAUUGAACAAGGAAACCAAAGAAGGAGAUGUUUCGGAAAAACUUGUUGUUUAUCAGCACGCAAACAAAGAGGUUGCCAUCAUUUGUAAUCAUCAACGUACUGUCUCAAAGUCUCAUGGUGCACAGAUGUCUAAGUUAAUGGAGAAGAUUGGUGGCCUUCAGGGCACCCUUAAAGAGCUGAAAACAGAUUUGGACAGGGCCAGAAAGGGAAAGCCUCCUCUGGAAGAUGCCGAUGGGAAGCGAAAGAGAAACUUGACCCCGGAAGCGUUGGAGAAGAAGAUAGCUAAAACGACAGAAAAAAUGGAAAAAAUGGAAGCGGAUAUGAGAACCAAAGAGGAUCUGAAAACAGUGGCAUUAGGAACGUCCAAAACCAACUAUCUUGACCCCAGAAUCACUGUUGCAUGGUGCAAGCGACAUGAAGUUCCACUUGAGAAGAUAUUCAACAAAUCCCUCCUGGAAAAGUUUGCCUGGGCAAUGGACGUGGACUUUGACUUCAGAUUCUGAUAUUUGGGAGAUGUGGCUCGCAUGGCCGCCAAGUUUCCUUCUUUUCACAUACGUACACUUCAAAAACAAGAGAGGAUGCUUGCUUAUACAAUUCAAUCUAUUUUAUUCAAGAGUCCAUUGCACGGCAGAUGUGGAUUAGACCAAUCGACCAG